Vigna radiata var. radiata (mung bean) is the source of this 423-nucleotide messenger RNA. RefSeq lists its product as uncharacterized. The transcript has a single exon. Bases 1 to 423 code for a protein of 140 amino acids. NCBI's taxonomy places the organism in Eukaryota, Viridiplantae, Streptophyta, Magnoliopsida, Fabales, Fabaceae. Gene Ontology annotation, molecular function: zinc ion binding. The record is from RefSeq and is a predicted model, not a curated record.
AUGUCGAUGGCUCAUUUGCGUUCUGUGAGCUCUCGUGGAGAUGGAGGGUGGAACAGGAAAGAUGCUCCGCUAAUAUGCCAUUGUGGAGAGAAGAUUGUGUUGAGGACUGCGAAAACGACUAAGAAUCGAGGGAAACAGUUCUGGAGUUGCCCUAGGUAUAAGAUUGGGAGUGAAAAUGGUGGAUGCAACUUCUUCAGAUGGUGUACUGAUUGGGGAAUUGAAGAAAGUGUUAGCUGUGAGGUGUUGGAAGCAAAUGAUGAAAGGUUGCUAAAGACUUUUGAAAACCAAGGUGUUAAGCAGAUCUUUGAUGUGCAGAAAACUGUGAUGGGUCUUCAAAGUUGGAUGAAAUAUUUGGUUGGGGUUGUUAGUGUUGUAUUUAUAAUGAACAUGAUUAUAAUUGCAAUGCUGAUGGGAAGGGCUUGA